UCCAUGGAUUCCAUGGGUCCGCGCGCGAGUGGAGGUCGCGGUCGCCGCUCCCCAAGUCAUAAAUACCCACUAAACGAUGUCCAAUCCGAUCCUCGUCCACUCUCCAGCCCCCAAGAAAUCGAUCCUCUCGAUCGCACUCCCAAGAGAAACCACACACAAACACAGUACACAAGAGCUACUACAGCCAUGGCGCCGCCGCCCAAGACGAGCCAAAUCCUCCUGCUCCUCGCCCUGGCGCUAGCAUCCUUGGCGGUGCUCGCCUCGUCGUACCCUGCCGGGGGCUUCCCGCAGCAGCAGCCCAACCCCAACAUCCCCAACGUCAACGAUCCGGGCUUCCUCGCCACCAUCUCCAACUGGAUCCACGGCCGCGGCGGAAGCGGCGCUGGAAACGCCGGCGUCUUCGGCGGCGGGGGAAGCGCGGACGGGCGCGGAAAAGGGUACGGCGGCGGCGGCACCGAAGGCGGGAGCGGAAAAGGGUACGGCGGCGGCGGCACCGAAGGCGGGAGCGGAAAAGGGUUCAGCGGCGGCGGCGGGUGGGGGAUGGGCGGCGUUGGCCCGGGCGGCGGGUUCGGGAAGCGCGGGGUGUCGCCGCCCUCGACGGUGUGCGGGGACGGGCCCUGCAAGGGCAAGAGCCUCACCUGCCCGUCAAGCUGCUUCUCCUCCUACAGCUACACCACCGAGCACGGCGGCGGCGGCGGCGGCGGCGGCGGGUGCAGCUUCGACUGCAACGCCUGCCAGGCCAAGUGCUCCUGAACACCGAUCGAUUCACAGCGAGCCAGCGAGCUAGAGAUGGAUAUGGAUACGAUGUCGAUCGCUAUACAUGACAUGACAGCAGCUAUAGCUAGUGGUGAGUACUGUAGUUCGCGCGUGCGUGUAAAUUUAAAUUAAGGGGUGGAUGAUAGAUGGAUCGACUAGUGCUUCGGUGUUGGAUCGACUAUAGGUUACUGAGCUUUGUGUGUGUGUGUGUGUGUGUGUGUGGAUGGAUUUCGAAUAAGAACACGUGCGGGUUGAAUAAAUUGAGCCAUGAUUUUGAUACCAUGGACUGAUGCAUGAAUAAAUUGAGCCAUGAUUUUGUGUU
Messenger RNA from Brachypodium distachyon (stiff brome), 1078 nucleotides. RefSeq names its product glycine-rich cell wall structural protein. The record is from RefSeq and is a predicted model, not a curated record. NCBI's taxonomy places the organism in Eukaryota, Viridiplantae, Streptophyta, Magnoliopsida, Poales, Poaceae. The coding region runs from base 4 to 753 and encodes 249 amino acids. The transcript has a single exon.